Populus nigra (black poplar) is the source of this 1539-nucleotide messenger RNA. RefSeq names its product WAT1-related protein At3g28050-like. The transcript has 8 exons. The coding region runs from base 148 to 1203 and encodes 351 amino acids. NCBI's taxonomy places the organism in Eukaryota, Viridiplantae, Streptophyta, Magnoliopsida, Malpighiales, Salicaceae. Gene Ontology annotation, cellular component: plasma membrane. The record is from RefSeq and is a predicted model, not a curated record. Gene Ontology annotation, molecular function: transmembrane transporter activity.
AAAAUCUAUCCACACGGAACGAAAUGCCAAACGGGGUCCUCGUGAUAGGGACAAUGAGGUCCGAAAAACUUGUCUGAAUAUUGAUUCAAAGUAUGGAUUUCAUUCAUUAAGAGCACAUCGCUGCAGCUGUCUUGCUGCUAAGUGGAAAUGGGUUUGAAAGCAGCAGUUCCAUUCGUGGGGAUGGUAAUGGCAGAGUGUGCACAAGUUGGGCUAAUGAUUUUAAGCAAAGCAGCCAUGUCAGAUGGCAUGACCAAUUUCAUCUUUGUCCUUUACUCCAAUGCCCUCGCUUCCCUCAUUCUUCUCCCUUGUUCUUUCUUCCUUCACAGAUCAGAGAGACCUCCACUCACCUUCCCUAUUCUCUGUGGAUUCUUCUUGCUUGGUCUAUUUGGCUGGUUGGCGCAGAUAUUUGGGUAUGCGGGGAUUAACUUGAGCUCUGCUACACUUGGCACUGCCAUGCUCAACCUCAUUCCUGGUCUUACUUUCAUACUUGCCGUUGCUUUCAGGAUGGAGAAACUUGACUGGAGGAGCUCCAGUGCCUUAGUUAAAUCAACGGGAACAAUAGUAUCGGUUGCAGGGGCAUUCAUUGUCUGUUACUAUAAGGGCCCCCCACUUCUGAUGGCACCCUCUACUUCAAACUUGCCUCAUGAGCUUCUCUCGCAGCAGCAAAAUUGGAUUUUUGGAGGACUGCUCCUUGCAGUUGAUUGUGUUAUGGCUUCUGCAUGGCUAAUUAUACAGGCAUUGAUCCUUAAGAAAUAUCCAGCAGAGCUUAUUGUUGUCUUUUUUUACUGCUUCUCUGUGACCAUUCUGUCUACAAUAGUUUGUUUGUUUAUGGAGAGGGACCCUGGUGCUUGGAGUUUAAAACCUACUGUAAGAUGGAUUGCUGUUGUGUAUUCGGGAGUUUUCGGCUCUGCAUUCCAAGUUGGCGUUUCUACUUGGUGCCUGCAAAAGACGGGACCUGUUUUUGUUGCAAUGUUCAAGCCCUUGGGAAUUGUCAUCGCAGCCGCUGUUAGUAUCAUCUGCUUAAGGGAUACUUUGUAUCUUGGAAGUUUGGUCGGUGCAACUGUGAUUGUCAUCGGGUUUUAUUCGGUGAUGUGGGGAAAAGCCAAAGAAGAAAAGGUGGGAGUGGAUGAUGGGGUAAGGAGCUUUGAAUCAAGCAGCCAAAAGGUCCCGCUCCUGCAAAGCCAUACAGAAGAAACAUGGUAGUUUUGUACAGCAAAUGAAAGAAAGGAGGAGGAAGAAGUCCAGAAAAAAUAAUAUGUUAAAUGCAUGAACACGUCAGUUUCUGAUAAUGUAGAGAUGAGAGAUAUCAGCUUGUGGAAUGACCAAUGUAUUUAGACACUUGGGUCGUGAGCUCAGUAAGGUCAGCCCCUCCUUCAGUGGGAUGAUUAAUGUCGAGGAGGAGUAGAGCCGGAACCCAACAGCAAUGCACAGGGUAAGCUCACUUCCUAAAAAGGGAAAGAAAUUCAUCCUCGUGAAAUAUCUGUUGAAAAUCUCCACAUUUAUUGGAUUGUUAAUUAACAAUUAUGUAUUGUUCUCUCA